GAGAAUGAAGCCUUAUCACCAGCAAUGAAGCUUAAGGCUGAUCGGGGGGACUUUGCAAUGCAAAUGGAAGAUCCUCCGGGACAAGAUGGAGCUUAUAACCCACUCGGGACCUGGGAGAACAUCCUACGCUUUUUUUUUUUUUUUUUUCGCAUCCUGUGUGCAAGCAGAAUGAAAAUACAGCACAGAAGAGUGAUGGCAGAGAGGGAGGGAGGGAGAGCAAGAGAGAGAGAGAGAGCACAAGCAGUGACUGACUAAAAUCAGGGAGAAACAUUAGUUCUAGGACAUUAGGUUACAAACACCUAAGUAUGGGUGGCUUUCAUUACAUUGAUGAAAUGUAAAGGUGCGAUUCUUAAAAUAUAUACGGUAUAUAUUGAGCAAAACAUCUUCCUUUGUUAACCAAAUUUGAAUUGCGGGGCACUGGAACCAAGAAGAUCUGCAAUAAUGAAAUACCACACAGGUGCUUUUGUAAGCGAGUGUCGGGACCGAUACUUUUGGAUGUCGAUUAAACGGAGCUUCAUUAAAGACCGAUACCGCUUUGACAUCAUCGAUGACAAUGGUGUUCACACUUUGGAUGAGAGAUACUCUGCAUCCUGUGGAUUCACUUCCCAGUUCAAUAUCCCGGGAGACCUGAUCUUCAGAGCUUCAUUCCUUGCUUGUCAUGUGUCAAGUCAGGAAGACGCCCGGUUCCACUUACAGUUUCUGUUUGUGAACAUCGACAAGUUCGGCAGAGAGACCAGCUAUCCCUUCUCAAUGACCUGCAACCUGGGCUCUGAUUGGAAGCCUCGAGAGAUUGUGUGCGAGGAGAACUACAUGGAGGUGUCUGUAAGGAAGAAUGUCCCUGUUAUUGCCCAAGAAGGAUUGGGUACUGAAGACUGGCAGGGGGCCCUCCCUAUAGCUCAGCAAGCGGCAAUGCUGGUUUGGCAGGUUGUGAUCCAUAAAUCUGGGCAGCCGGCAAAAUCCAUGAACAUCUCUGCAAUGCAAGCUCUGGGAUACAUGGUCAACUCUACCUCUUCAAGAGUCUACUUCCGUUCUCCCUUUGGAAUGCCAGAGUCUGAAAUCCUGUCGGUGGCAGGGAUCCAGGUGGAAGCCAUCAGAGCCACUGUGUUCUACAAACAGAGGUGGAUGCUGCUAUUGGUGGACACUUCAGCUGCCUGUGCCAAGAACGAUGGCACUUUUGAUGGUACCAGCCUGAUCUGGGAGACCCCUCGAAUCCUCACCCCCUUGGUCCUUCACAUUGCCCAGUUCCAGGAUAAGCAGAUUACAAUGGGGGUGGAGGGCAUUCUCCUCAAUGCUCCCACAUUGCAGACCAGGGGUUACAAACUGAUUGUCAACAACACCAUAGUGAAGAUUUCUAUCCCCUAUGGAGCUGAAGGGGGAUAUCUGAAGAGUCUUGUCAUUAAUAACCAGUACAACCAACUCUACGCCAUUGACCUCUUCUUUGAGCACCAGUGGGCUGAUGACCUGUGGGAGGUGACCCAGCACCGAUCCUUCAAGCCGGUCAACACCCCCUUCAUUCCUGAGACCCCUUAUGUCAUAAACAACACUGUCCCGAGUGAAAAGAGCUUCACUGUGACCCUUGGUAACUUCAAGCCAGACGUUGAGCUGAAGAACCUGACCAUCAAUGGGGUUCCGCUGACCCUUCCUGAGGCCGAGAACAGGGGUGUGAAGAUCAUUAUGGUCCAGCACCCCAAUGGCACAAAGGAUUUUGUCCUGAAGGUCCCUUUCAACAACCCGCUGGUAUUGGUAGAGUAUGUUGGGAAUCUCAUCAGGAGAUACACCUUGAACAUCAACUACACCUUGAACAUAGUCCCCCAGAAUGAUCCAUAUUUCCACCCAGCCACUAUUGUGUGCGAUGUGAAGGAUGUCAGUCUCCCUGAUGUCAAAAGCUUUUGUACAGAAACCAGCAUAGUGUUUGAAGUGACCCCAGGCAACAUGGACUCCAACUGGGAGCUGUACAUUGGGAAACACCCUCUACCCUACACCAUCACCUACCCCAAGACGACUAUCGAGUUGCCGCUCUUCAGCAUUGGCUACAUCUAUGAGGAUAUCUCUCUUAGGGGCCUUGCUGUUCGAGUGGAACUGAACAUGAGGAACGUCAAGAACUUGCAGAUCGAGAAGCAGUUUGUGCAACGCUGCCCAAUCCCAACCAGGGAGCUACUAGUGUGCAUGCCUAACGGAGUGAUAACUGUGGUGGCUGUGACAAUGGAGCCCAUACCAGUGGUGGAACCCAGCAAGACCACCCUACUGGACCGGACUUGCAAGCCCAAGGAGUUCGACUCUACCAGGGCACUUUUCACCUUCAGUGUGAACACCUGUGGGACUACCAGCAAGAUUGUGAAUAACUACCUGGUGUAUGAGAAUGAAGUGGUGUAUGCCAGAGCACUGUUCCCUCCCAGUGCUCCAGUGAUCACUAGAGACUCUGAAUACAGGCUGACGAUCCGUUGUCGUUACCCGCUCAAUGACACCCUGAUGCUUGCUGCUGAAAGAAUGGCUGUCCCUUCUCCGGCCCCCUUCUCUGGAAAUGGACGAGGAUCCUUGCAUUUCCGCUCUUACGACCCUGUGGCUAGAGGCCACAAGAGACCGAGAGAUGUUAUGAGUCUCAAGGCUCGAAUAGCAAGGGAUAUAAGCUACUCCCAGUUCUACUCUACGUUCCCUGUGUCCCAGUCUCUGCUGGCACCCCUGUUCCUCCAGGUUGAGCUCCUGCACCCUCACGGCUUGGCUGACCACCUCAUCCUGCAGGACUGCUGGGCCACACUGACCCCUGAACUGGAUGCCAGCCCUCAAUGGGACCUGGUCACUGACAGCUGCCUGGUCACAGGAGAUUCCUACAGGACCCGGUUCCACCCAGUGCUGGCAGACACUCUCGCAAGGAGUUCCUCCCACCUCAAGAGGCUUGAGGUCCAGGCACAGCCUAACGAGGAUCCUGCCUUCUGGAGACAGGUGUAUUUCCAUUGCAUGGCUGUAGUUUGUGAUCCUAAUCUGGAGGACACCUGCAAUAAGACAUGUGUGCCUGGAGACCAGAGAUCUGCUCGCAGUGUUGAUCGUUUCAGGAAGACCCGUGGAUAUGUUUCUGCUGGACCAGUCCACAUGAAACCUGAGGGGGAAGUUGCUGAUAUCAAAGCUGCAGACUCUUCUCUGCUGCCCUACUCUGUUCCACUUGUGGGAGUCGCUGCUGUCUUUGUCUCUGGACUCUUGUUGCUGGUUGCUGUGGUUCUGUCUGUUAAAUCAUAGAUGUUGAUCCUAUGCUUUUGAAUAAAGAUUCAGCUUUGAGGCUGAGUGGUUUCUUUUUUCUUAAUCCAAAGUACACUAAACCUGACUUGUUGCUAGUGAACUUCAGAAACUUGUAUGUGGUCUUGUGGUCACUACACUAAACCUUCUGGCUUGACCUCCAAUGUAAAAUGGCUAGUUUCACAGACCAUGAUUGGCACUAAUCCUGUAACCUGCUUAACCUUACUUCUGGGAAGGUAGUUCAAGGUUAGUGUUAGAUGGCCUGGAUCUGUAAACCCUGAUCAGCACUAACUUUACCUUUCUACACAAGGGUCACUAAGCAG
This is a messenger RNA of Polyodon spathula (Mississippi paddlefish), 3551 nucleotides long. Its product is annotated as zona pellucida sperm-binding protein 2-like. The record is from RefSeq and is a predicted model, not a curated record. Bases 442 to 3231 code for a protein of 929 amino acids. The transcript has 23 exons. Lineage: Eukaryota; Metazoa; Chordata; Actinopteri; Acipenseriformes; Polyodontidae.